Messenger RNA from Polistes canadensis, 2425 nucleotides. RefSeq names its product sodium-dependent nutrient amino acid transporter 1-like. Gene Ontology annotation, molecular function: L-amino acid transmembrane transporter activity. The transcript is spliced from 11 exons. Gene Ontology annotation, cellular component: membrane. The coding region runs from base 542 to 2410 and encodes 622 amino acids. The record is from RefSeq and is a predicted model, not a curated record. Gene Ontology annotation, biological process: sodium ion transmembrane transport. Lineage: Eukaryota; Metazoa; Arthropoda; Insecta; Hymenoptera; Vespidae.
UUUAUUAACGAUUGUCUAACGUUAUCUGAUUAAUUAUGAAUCAUAGUCAAGGAUUGAAGUUACGUGAAUAAUAAUCUUUCAUAAAUCAGUUUAAAUUGCGAUUUCAAAUUGUUCACAGUAUAAAAGAAAGAAAAACUUCGGUGCAAUGAACGACAUCAAUUGUUAGUGCGUUUUUUCGUAAAAAAAAAAAAACAAAAAACAACAAAAAUGCAUUUAAACUGUUGUUAAAGUUCCUUUAUUUACUUGUGUUAUCUUAAUAACGGGUGGAUUAUUUAUCUAAUCUACAGGAAUACGAGAAAAGAGUGAAACUUUGUCAGUCCCAUUCGCGACGUAAUCCUUGACGGAACUUUCCUUCUUUUGCACGCUAAUUGGUUUAUUAGGAAAAAAAAUUUUUUAAUUUAUUUACUUAGAGAUUCAAAAAUACCUCCAAUUGGCUUCUUAAACAUAUAGAUCACAAAUACCGCACGUAAACUUCAAUAAAACUUCACACAUAAUUCACAAUCUUGAAUAUACAAAAGUGGAAGGAGGUACUUCGAUAUUCAUGGGGAAAAAGACGUGUAACAUUAAAAAUGGAAUCACCAACGAGGCUUUUAGUUUGGAUGAUAUUACAGAUCAUAAUUCGAUUUCUGAAAACACCGUGGAAAGAGCACAAUGGGGAAACGAUAAAGAAUUUUUGAUGUCCUGCAUUGCCAUGUCUGUUGGAUUAGGAAAUAUUUGGAGAUUUCCGUUCACUGCUUACGAGAAUGGUGGUGGUGCAUUUCUUAUACCUUACAUCAUAAUUCUCAUCGUUGUUGGGAAACCAUUUUAUUUGUUAGAAAUGACUUUGGGCCAAUUUUCUAGUAAAUCUGCUAUCAAAAUCUGGGAAAUAUCACCUGCCUUCAAAGGUAUUGGUAUUGCCCAAUUUCUUACACUGUUGGCAUUAACAUCUUACUAUUGUUCCUUAAUGGCAUUGACUUUAUUUUAUUUGGUCGCAAGUUUUCAAUCUGAAUUACCAUGGGGUAAAUGUAAAAAGGAAUGGGGUAAAUACUGUGUGAAUUCUUUGAAAGUACAAGAUGAUGAAAUUCUUUUAAAUGGUACCAGCCUUUCCAACGUAACUUAUCUCAGUUCAGCUGAAUUAUAUUUUUACAAGGAAGUGCUACGCGAAAAGAAGAACAUCAACGACGGAAUUGGAUUACCUGAUUGGCGUUUGACAAUUUGCCUGUUCAUUAGCUGGCUUUGUAUAUUUAUUAUUGUCGUUCGUGGUAUCAGAAGUUCUGGCAAGGCUGCUUACUUCACAGCCAUAUUUCCUUACAUUGUAAUGUUUAUAUUAUUGAUCAGAGCUGUUACAUUGGAUGGUUCAGCCAAUGGUAUACUUUAUUUCGUUACUCCUAAUUGGGACAAAUUGUUAACGUCCAGUAUCUGGUACAAUGCAGUUGCACAAUGUUUUUUUUCAUUGACUGUCUGUUUCGGUGCUGUUGUUAUGUUCGCGUCUCACAAUAAAAUUGAUCAUGAUAUUUAUAGGGAUGCAAUGAUUGUGACAACUCUGGACACCUUGACCAGUUUCUUAGCAGGCUGUACUAUAUUUGGUAUAUUGGGUAAUCUUAGCCACGAAUUAGGAGCUAAAGAUAUUAGCUCUGUGGUACGUGGUGGAACAGGAUUGGCAUUUAUUUCUUAUCCAGAAACAAUCGUCAAGUUUGAUUUCUUACCACAAUUUUUCGCCAUUGUAUUUUUCGUAAUGAUUUUUGUUCUUGGAAUUGGUAGCGAAGUUGGACUUACUUCUAGUAUAAUAUCGAUCAUCAAUGACCAAUUUCCAAACUGGAAACAUUGGCAUGUUGCAGCUGGGACAUGUUUCUUUGAAUUUCUUAUCGGAUUAUUAUACGUCACUCCGGGUGGACAAUUCAUGGUAACGUUCAUAGAUUAUUAUGCAACUUCGUUUCUUGCAUUGAUACCAGCCAUUUUUGAAAUGAUCGUGGUUUCAUGGUGUUACGGAAUUAAUAAUUUUCUCGACGACAUUGAAUUUAUGUUAAAUCGACGAUUGUCGAGUUUUUGGAAAUUCUGUUGGAGUAUUUUAACUCCUGGAAUAAUCACUGUGAUAUUUAUUUAUAAUAUGAUUAAUUUGGAAUUGUUAACUUACAAUGGUCUUUUUUAUCCUGACGUAGCUUAUGUUAUCGGUUGGAUUCUUUUUACCAUUGCUGUAUUGCAAAUACCUAUAUGGAUAUUGGUCGCUAUAUUUAAAAAUAGACAUUUACCUUUUCCAGAGAUAAUUUUUCAAACAUUUCGACAUUCAAAACAUUGGAGUCCAUUGAACGACGAGACGAAAAUAAAAUGGUUGGAAUUUAAAGAACAUCGAAGAAAAAUGAAAGAAGAGGAAAUAGAAAAUGAACAUUCGAACAUAUUUUAUAGAUUAUUCAAAUCUGUUACUUGUCGGUAGAAUUGAAAAAUGAAA